This is a messenger RNA of Arabis nemorensis, 417 nucleotides long. NCBI's taxonomy places the organism in Eukaryota, Viridiplantae, Streptophyta, Magnoliopsida, Brassicales, Brassicaceae. The record is from the annotation of a GenBank genome assembly.
AUGUCCGGUGAAGAAGAAGAGAACGCCGCCGAACUCAAGAUCGGAGAUGAGUUUUUGAAGGCAAAGUGCUUGAUGAACUGUGAAGUCUCUUUGAUCCUUGAACACAAGUUUGAACAGCUUCAACAAGUUUCCGAGGAUCCUAUGAAUCAAGUUUCUCAAGUGUUUGAGAAGUCCCUGCAAUAUGUCAAACGAUUCAGCCGCUACAAAAAUCCAGACGCUGUUCGACAAGUUCGAGAAAUACUGAGCAGACAUCAACUCACUGAGUUUGAGCUCUGUGUUCUUGGCAAUCUCUGUCCUGAAACUGUUGAAGAAGCAGUGGCAAUGAUUCCUUCUGUUAAGACAAAAGGAAGAGCUCAUAAUGAUGCCGCAAUUCAGAAGAUGCUCGAUGAUCUUUCCCUCGUCAAGAGAUUUGAGUAG